CUGAGGGGAGAGCAUGAGGGGGUGUUGAGGAGGAGGAGGAGAGUCUGAGAACCGGCUUAAAACAGUGAGAACGUCGGGCUGUUGUGAGCAAAGAGUGAGGGCAGCCAGAGUGUGAACAACGGACAAGGAGAUUUCAACCCACCAGCACAGAGAAGAGAUGGCGUCACUGCAGAGGAUCCUGGCGACACUUCUCGUUUUUGCCCCGCCUGUGAUUCAUGACAGCUUUUUCAGUUCUGCUGCAUCCACUUCCCCGCCCACCACUCGACAUCAAAUUGUAUUCAUGACUGACUUGGACCUCAGCUAUGACUAUGGGGAUACUUCUGAUGAGGAUCACAGCCCUGACCUUGAAGUCCGAUCCUCCGUAAGGACUCCAGUUUUUGCUGGGAAGCCUGAAUACUGCAAGUACAACCCCUGCUUGGAGGAUCAGGAACCCUGCGAUCUACUUGCAACGAAUUCUGGGUGCCUUUGUCCUGGGAUGAGUGGGUCUGACGUACCUCCUUAUCCACCUGUCAUUAAUGGGCUUCGUCCUGUCACUGAUGGAGAUAACAGAGCAAAGAUCGAGGUACAGUGGUGUGCACCCUCCUCUGAGGUGAUUUCUUACAGAAUUGUAAUUGAGGGGACAGACAUUCCCGCUCUGGAAGUUGGGAAAGCUUCGCGGAAAGGUUUGGUGGACUCUCUGGAGGUGGGCACAAAGGUGUGCGUGGAAGCCGUGAACAAUGCUGGACACAGCAGGCCCUCAGAGUUCUCCUGCAAGAGAUACGACCACUCUGGGUCUUCAGGGCAUGGACUGCUUGCCUUGGUCAUAGGUGGGGGAGUUGGUCUCCUCCUACUUCUUGUUGUAACAUCUGUGAUUUUCUGGAAACUUCAGAUGUGCAGAAAGGCAAAGAGACAUUCUUCUAGUGGGAUCGGGAACACAUUAAAUAACACUGGAGGACAUCAGUGAGACAAAAGGAGCAAGGACAAUUUACCCAACCGCGUGGAACAGAACAACAUGAUCAUAAGAAAUUCUGUUCUUCGCUACUUACAGAAUAUAUUGAGUUGUUUAGACUCCUGUUCUAAGGAGAUUGUAUAAAACCUAGUGACUCAUCAAAAAACACUAACAAAAACUGUGUUUUGUUUUUUUUUUGGGGGGGGGGGGGGGGUUAAAACGACAGGUUUGUUUGCUGGCAGAUUAACCUUUGUGCGUUUAUUAUUGUAGUUUUUAAGUUGUCUCAUAAUUUAUGUUGUACAUAUUCAUAUAGUGGCUACCUAAAAGCAUUGAAUUAAACUUGACGUUAAAAAUGCUUUGAUGUCCUUGGUAAAGUGAUGUGAUUUCACCCUGUUGUGUGUGUGUGUUUGUGUUUGUGUGUGUCUGAGUAAGGGCUGGACACCAAUUUACGAUUGUAAUCAUUUUUAUCUUCCUCCCAUUACUUUCUCAGACUACAACAGAUUUUUUAAACUCUUUUUUAACAUCUGUUAUUGGGGAGUUGAGCUAAAUACAUGCUGUAAAUAUAUGGCGCACUG
Messenger RNA from Oryzias latipes (Japanese medaka), 1503 nucleotides. RefSeq names its product LRRN4 C-terminal-like protein. Lineage: Eukaryota; Metazoa; Chordata; Actinopteri; Beloniformes; Adrianichthyidae. The record is from RefSeq and is a predicted model, not a curated record.